UAUUUUGCUUCAUCCAUGUGCUUCUGCUGAUGUUUGUGACGGCAGUAUAAUAUCAGUUUCUUCUAAUUUUUGGUUUUUGUACUUGGUUAAAAAAUGGAAUCCACUGAAGAAAAUAAUAUUGAAGAUGUUGAAGAAACAGAAGUUACAUUUAAAUCCUUGGGUGUCGUUGAUGUUCUUUGUGAAGCCUGUGAACAAUUGAAAUGGAAAACUCCAACAGCUAUUCAGAAGGAAGCAAUUCCUGUUGCUCUUCAAGGACGAGACAUUAUUGGAUUAGCAGAAACAGGUUCUGGAAAAACAGGUGCAUUUGCAAUUCCUGUAUUACAGGCUUUACUAAAGACGCCGCAGAGGCUGUUUGCUUUAGUUCUCACACCUACAAGAGAACUGGCUUUUCAAAUAGCUGAGCAAUUUGAAGCUUUAGGAGCAGUUAUGGGUGUAAAAACAGCUGUAAUUGUUGGAGGAAUAGAUAUGGUAACUCAAAGUUUAGCACUUUCUAAAAAGCCACAUAUCAUAAUAGCUACUCCAGGCCGUCUUAUUGAUCAUUUGGAAAAUACAAAAGGAUUCAGUCUGAGGGCCUUGAAAUUUCUUAUAAUGGAUGAAGCUGAUAGAAUUUUGGAUAUGGAUUUUGAACAAGAAGUAGAUAAAUUACUUAAAGUAAUCCCACGAGAAAGAAAUACAUAUCUCUAUUCAGCUACAAUGACCCAAAAGGUUCAAAAGUUGCAGAGGGCCUCUCUGAAUGAUCCAGUCAAAGUAGAAGUUUCAAAAAAGUAUCAAACAGUUGAAAAAUUACAGCAGCAUUAUUUGUUUAUACCUUUAAAACAUAAAGAUGUCUAUUUAGUGCAUGUGCUGAAUGAAUUGCCUGGAGAUUCAAUUAUGGUAUUUUGCGCUACAUGUGCAAAUACACAAAGAACUGCUUUUCUUUUAAGAAAUCUUGGUUUCACUGCUAUUCCUUUACAUGGGAAACUCAGUCAGGCUAAAAGAUUGGGUGCAUUGCAGAAAUUUAAAGCAAAAACUAGAUCAAUACUAAUAGCCACUGAUGUUGCCAGCAGAGGCUUGGAUAUACCGCAUGUAGAUGUUGUCAUAAACUUUGACAUUCCUGGAAAUUCAAAAGAUUACAUUCAUAGAGUUGGUAGAACUGCUAGAGCUGGUCGUGGUGGAAAAUCUAUAACAUUUGUCACACAGUAUGAUGUGGAACUGUAUCAAAAGAUAGAAACUUUGAUUGGUAAAAAGCUACCAUUGUAUCCCACUCAGACUGAAGAAGUGAUGAUGUUAGUUGAUCGAGUGACAGAAGCUCAGUUACUCGCUAAUAAAGAAAUGAAAGAGAUGGAAGGAAAAGAUAGAAAACGAAAGCAUAAACAGAAGAAUGUUGAUGAAGAUGAUACUGAAGAAUCCAAAGGGGUUAAAUCACAUUUCAAAAAGAAAAAGUUUAAACAUAAAUAGAUGUUAUGCAGAAUAAAAUUAAUUAUUUUGUAAA
This is a messenger RNA of Argiope bruennichi, 1471 nucleotides long. It is a transcript of the gene pths, whose product is annotated as probable ATP-dependent RNA helicase DDX47. The record is from RefSeq and is a predicted model, not a curated record. The transcript is spliced from 12 exons. The coding region runs from base 94 to 1437 and encodes 447 amino acids. Gene Ontology annotation, molecular function: RNA helicase activity; nucleic acid binding; ATP binding. NCBI's taxonomy places the organism in Eukaryota, Metazoa, Arthropoda, Arachnida, Araneae, Araneidae.